GGUAACAUUUUUUAGUGGUUUGUGUUCGAAAAGUUUGUAAUAUCAGUGACGUAUUCGAAAAUCGACGGAUAUUUACAGUUAAAUAAUAUAUAUUUUGCUCUAAUCAAAUUUAUAUCAACAAUAUUACUGAAUAAUAUUAAAUAUAACUUAUUUGAAAUAGUUAUUAAUUGUAACUUGAAAUUAUCAGUUUAGUCAUUUUAAAAGUAAGCAAACUGACGAAAUGGCUGGUCCUUACCUUUCUCCAUUGCCCGGAGAUCUGCUUACCGAAUACAUGUUUGGGAGACGCCGACAGCGACGGAAUCGAACCACCUUCACACCCCAGCAGCUCAGUGAAUUAGAGUCAUUGUUCCAGAAAACACACUACCCUGAUGUGUUCUUAAGAGAAGAGGUAGCCUUGAGAAUUAGCCUAUCUGAAGCUAGAGUACAGGUCUGGUUCCAAAACCGACGAGCCAAAUGGCGCAAGCAAGCUCGUCUUCAGUUACUUCAGGACGCGUGGCGCAUGAGAUGUCUGGGUCUUGGUUCUCCACCUCUAUCCUUGCAAGGUCAUGCUAAACCUCCAGAUUCUUCGCCAGAAGCUCCAGAAUCACCAUCAGAAAAGGAAUCCCCUGAACCGCAGACACUAGAAUCUAGAGAACAUAAAUCACCGGGACAGGAUACGUAUCUUCACAACACUUUGUCAGAUCAACUUAAUCCGAUGCCCAACCCACCACACGAUAUCUCCUCUCAAAUAUAUGGUAACGAAGAUGGAAGAAUGCUUCAACAACCUUUUGCAUUCCCACCAUUACUAAUGACGCCACAAAUCGACAAUUCUGAAAUAGUUCCCACAGAUUUAAGGGUGAUGACAAAAAACCAUUGUCCUUGUGCUACAUCUAUGGAAGAACCCCAGAAUUUGGCUUAUCGUCCAAGACGUGAUAAAGAAACAAGCGACAGUGACAGUGAUACAGAAAUAGACCUUACAUCACAUUCCUCGAAAGACGAUGAUCUAAGAGAAUCAGAAAGACUUGCAAAUAGAAUAGCUACGGGUAUAUUCCGAAGUAAUACUGUAUUACAUGAUUUGGUACCAAACGAUUUAAGCUUAGGCUCUUUAAAACAUGCGAAUGUUGAAAGAGACGUUAGUAGAAAUAAUGUAUCAAUAUAAUCAAAGUAUUGCACUUAAAUAAAAAUGAUCUAAUUCAACGUUUCAAAUAACAAGCUCGAUUUUGUAAUAUUUUGUCAAUACAAAAAAUAAUUAGAGCUUUUGAAAGUAUCAGACUACAAAUCUGACGAUAUUUAUUAUUAGUUAAUUGAACCACAUAACAAUAAACAAUUAGAUUGUUAAAAACACCAAAGAAAUAUAAGUUAGGAUUUAAUUUUUUACGAUCAUUAGCAUUUUCUUAAUAAUGAUCAAACAAAAUAAAUGGUUAAAAUACUCAUAGUGAUAAUACAAUAUUUGCAACGUAUUAGGUAUCAUAUAUUAAUUUAUUAGCUGAUGAUACUAAAAUAGUUAUUUCGGAAUCUUUCUCUCUAUCUAUUCAAAUGGCCAAUUGAUAACCAAGAUUACUGGAUUACAAACUAUAUGAUCUACUUAGUGGUAAGAAAGUAUCAUAAUCAGUAAUUAGGUAAGAACUGCAUUCCACUGCGUAAGAUAACCACGAACGCAUAAACAUAUACACAUUGUCAUUUCUUGUAAACUUGAAAAUUAGAGCACAGGAUACAAAUAAGUUGACAACAGACCGUCAGCUAAUAGCUAUAAGACGUUACAAAAAAAUGUAAUAUAAAUAUUACUUUCUUUAUGUACAUAUUUCUCUACUAAUAUUAUUACUGUAUGUAUAACUGAUAAAUCCGUAGAAUCUUUUGUUAAAAAUAUUGUGUAAUUUUGUAGUUAAACUGACUGACGUUAUUGAGUUUCCUGUAGGACCUGAUAACACUAGUAAGUGUUUAUGGUUUUGUCCGGACCGGUCGCUUUUACUGCCGCGUGAUACGCCAUAAUCCCCCUCUGAUUAACUGAACUGACCCCGUUAAAUUCAAACGGAGAUCGAAAUGACGAUAGCCUGAGCUAAGAUUCAAACCCCUAGCUGUGCCCUUAGAGUAAAGUCGUAUCCGACAGGCGGGAGUUGGCCUUAGCCGCAUCAUAAGUACUUCCGCGGAGUUGGAGUGCAGUCUACACUCGGCCCCUAUCGUCCGGUAGUCCGGUGAAAGUAAAGUCUGCUAUAAAGUCCAUCUGCGGCUAACAGCAUUAGAGUAGUAUAAAAAACCGCCGUAAUCAUAGCUAAUCUAUCUUGUUACCCUACAUUGUCUAUAUUAGUCUAGAGGCAAAUUGUUAACGGAUUUAGCACAACGCAAUAACUGUAGAUUAUGAUAAACUAGCUGUUACCUGCGAUUUUAUCCACAUUGAAUUAAAUUAUUUUUUAUGAUAAUAAUUAAAAUUUCUAAAAUUAAAGUAGCCUAAGAUUGUUCUUACAUUACCUAUCUACAAGUGAAAGUCACGUCAAAACUAGUUUACCUGUUUCAGAGGAUAGGAAAUAAACAGACAGAUACAGAUAGACAGACAUUUUUUAUGUAGUAUCGUAUAAACAAAUAUAUACAUUUAGUGAAAAGCUGGUAAUUUGAAAUUACAAACAUACUUCCAUAUUAUUUAUUUGUAUACAUUGUAAGUUGUAGAUAUUGUAAUUUGUCAGUGCUCAUAAGAAAGUAACAGCUUACCACCAACAUCCAUCCUAGGUAUGAAAAUGAGGAGAGGUAUGA
This is a messenger RNA of Achroia grisella, 2724 nucleotides long. Its product is annotated as homeobox protein prophet of Pit-1. Gene Ontology annotation, molecular function: RNA polymerase II transcription regulatory region sequence-specific DNA binding; DNA-binding transcription factor activity, RNA polymerase II-specific. The transcript has 3 exons. The record is from RefSeq and is a predicted model, not a curated record. Gene Ontology annotation, biological process: regulation of transcription by RNA polymerase II. The coding region runs from base 221 to 1138 and encodes 305 amino acids. Lineage: Eukaryota; Metazoa; Arthropoda; Insecta; Lepidoptera; Pyralidae.